Molecule: messenger RNA, 3987 nt
Organism: Anopheles aquasalis
Lineage: Eukaryota; Metazoa; Arthropoda; Insecta; Diptera; Culicidae
Product: death-associated inhibitor of apoptosis 1
Biological process (GO): positive regulation of protein ubiquitination; positive regulation of canonical Wnt signaling pathway; regulation of cell cycle
Cellular component (GO): nucleus; cytoplasm
Molecular function (GO): ubiquitin protein ligase activity; cysteine-type endopeptidase inhibitor activity involved in apoptotic process
Source: RefSeq, a predicted model, not a curated record
AUGGCAGCAGUACGCGUACAGCUCUCGAUCAGGAAGGUUAUACGGGGUACAAACGAUCGUGACCGAAGAAGUAGAAAGCAAAGCGAAAAACAAGUUUCAAUGGGAGGGUAAACAGAUUGAACACCCACACCCCGCUCUGUUUACACACAAGAUCUCGUACCUUUUAUCAUCAUCGUCACAUCCAGUGCUUUAUUUCCUCCUAUUGUGACACACCGCGACGUGCGUGUUUGUUCUCGCGUAGAUAUCAAAGAACAGUGUGUUGUGAAUCGUUAUCGUGUUUAAAAGCAGCGAUAAGAAAAACGGGGGGAGAAUACAGUGCUCGAAAGGAUUUUGUGUGGCAUAGAAACAAUCGAAACUCUCCUCGGUGUGUGCUUGUGUCGGUUGAAGCCGUUUUGGUUAGAAGAAGACCGGAAGUGUACAAGGGGGAAGAGCAAAAAGGUGGAAGGGGGGAGGCUAUUGUAAACAAGCUCCGCUCUGGCUGGUACUCGCUCGCACUCUACUAGUUCAGCCAAAGGAAGCAAGGAGGAAGCGCUAGCAUAUACACACUAGCACGCGCACUCUCUACCACCAUCACCAUCAGCACCAGGCACCCCUUCGACCUCGACAACACACUGUGCCCGUUCAAUUGCUUGCGUGUGGUGCGCGUGUGUCAGUAACCCUCCACACCACCCAUCCCUCCACCAAAGGAUUACUGCGCACCGGAUGUCCUUGUAGAUAGAGGGACCGUUAGAGAGAAGGAGAGAGAUAGAACGUCCGUGCGUGCAGAGUGAGUUUGUGCGUGAUUUCUUUUUCUUUUUCGGAAACUUCUGCUGCGUAGAAGCCUCUUCCUCCCAGCCGUGACACGAUAGUCACAAAACCAACAACGACGACGGGGGCAUAUUGUAACCGUCCUAUACAUAGAGAGAGAGCGGACGAGAGUGAUAAGAACCGAACCACGGGUCUGAUAGUAGUAACAGUGUGUUAUUGUGUUUGUGGUGCUGUAUUGCGCUUAUCAUCAGUACCAAGUUCCCCAAGUGCUCGAACUCGACAAGAGCAGCUAGCAGUAUUACGGUGGAAGGGAACAGUAUACAAAGUACUACACCACCACCGAACUCCUCUCUCGUAUAAGUACCACCGAGCGGCAGUAACCUCCGCUGACUUUACUGACUGAAAGCGAGCUUCAUACACAACGAUAUAUACAAAUACCCUAUAUAUACAGCCAAAGAUUAGAUACUACGAUAGAACAACCAGCACGGAACGCUUUUGCAACGUAUCAGCUUUAUAUACUGCACCGAUCUUCCUGAUAAGCUUAUUAGCAAGCAGUCAUUGCACUCAGCCACAACAUAUACAGACACAAGAUCAGCAAUCCUGUUGCAACGCAGGAUCAUUGAAUUCGUAACGUUAUACAGAGACAUCCAGCGAGACUCGUUACUACCGCCGUCCGGUGUUGGUACGAUUCAUUGCCGUAGUAGAGCAUCUUCGGCAUCAACCGCUAUCACCUGAAGGCCAAGACGCAACUGUGUAUCGCAACAGCAGCAUCACCUAAAACACACCAAUAUGACGGCACAAGUUCAAUCGCUACCGAUCGAUCAGACCGACAACAAGCAUAGCAAUGAUGAGCUGGCGUACCUGUCGGCCGACUACUUUCACAUCGAGCAGAACAGAUUACAAACAUACGAUCAGUGGCCGGUGGCAUUCAUAAGAAAGGAAGAGCUAGCACGAUAUGGGUUCUAUUACACCGGUAACGAAGAUACGGUCAAGUGUCACUUCUGCCGGGUGGAGAUCGGCAUGUGGGAAGAGCACGACAAUGUGAUAGAGGAACAUCUGCGCUGGUCACCGUACUGUCCGUUGCUGCGAAAGCGACCAACCAACAACGUAGCACUCGAUCGCAACUUCCUCGCGAACGUACCGGAACCCAGCUACGACGUAUGCGGCAUCAACGUACGGACGCAUUCAUACGCAGAGAACGCUAGCGAUCGCAUGAGCGGAGACUCGUGGAGUGGCGCCAGUGACAUUAGCAGCAGUGGCAACAGCAUCAACGGUAACAGCAUCGUCGGUGAGGCGAGCACCAGCACGAUCAGCACCGAUCGCAGUGGACUGAUGCAGAUGCGGCAUGGCGGUGACGAUGUGCCACUGACGGGAGGAGCCGUUGCGUCAGGCUUCAGCAGUAUGGGAACGAUGGUGGGCAGCCAGACAUGCCGGCCCGAAUAUCCAAUGUACGCGAUCGAGGCCGAUCGUUUAAAGUCGUUCGAAGAUUGGCCAACGUCGAUGUCCCAGAAGCCACAACAGCUAAGCGAUGCCGGGUUCUUCUACACGGGCAAGAGCGAUCGCGUAAAAUGUUUCAGCUGUGGCGGUGGACUGAAGGACUGGGAACAGGGCGAUGAUCCGUGGGAGCAGCACGGUAUCUGGUACAGCAAUUGUCACUAUCUGAAGCUGAUCAAGGGCCGUGAGUUCAUCGACAGAUGUCUGGCGAUGAAGGCCGACGAGGAGGCGGCGGCCUCCUCGCAACCAUCGACCUCCGGUGUCAGCUCAAACGGCUCGUCGCUCAUGAGCACCUCACCGGCCACUUCCAGUGGCAUUAGCUCACCGGCGCCCGGUGAUGACGCUAGCACGUCCAGCAGCAGCAAAACGACGACGGUGGUGCCGAAGCCCGCCUCAUCGACCAUUGGCUGUGCCGUGGAAGGCGAUGAUGAUGCGGCCAACCGUGGCAUCUCCGACGGCAAGAUCUGUAAGAUUUGCUACGUCAACGAGUACAACAUUGCGUUCCUGCCGUGCGGCCAUGUCGUGGCGUGCGCCAAAUGUGCAUCGUCCGUCACCAAGUGUCCGAUGUGUCAGCAACCAUUCUACAAUGUGCUCAAGCUCUACCUGUCCUAGUAUGGGAGUCUGUAAAAAUUAGAGAUCUUAGGUAUUCUGUUUGUUUGUUUAUUUCUUUUUCAAAUUCUUGACAUCGAGACGUCGUGCGAUCGUCAAAAGAAGUCAAAAUAAAGGAGAUGCGCGUAAUUUUGAACCGGGAACUAGUAUGUCGCCAAGAUCGUCGUCGAUGAAAAGUAUUCAGAAGUAGCAUAUCCUGCAUGCUUAUAACUAGGCGCCUAUUGCUAUGCGCUUCGAAUGUGUUUGUCUGUGUCUGUGCGAUUGCGUAUGUAAGGACAGACGAGAGAGUUUGAAUGUUAAGAGCAACGUGUUGCUAGUAGUGUAGUGGGAACGUGCACCGAAAGACGGAUUUCGAGGAGCCGAGCUUAGUAUCAACCUGAAACGCAACUUGCAUAUGCCGGUAAAUGAAGCGAUAUCAAGAGAGAAGUGACGGCGAUGGGAGAGAUGAGAGAGAAGUAGGGAGAAGGGGUGGGGAAAUGGAUUACAUCUUAUCCAAUCGGGGCCCAUCAUACCAAAUGAGCCCUUGCCAACUCCUGUACCUGCUCGCUGCCAUCGGGGAGUUUGUAGAUAAAGUAAUCCUUUUUUUUGUCGUGGAUUUUUUAGAGCGAGAAGAUACGAAUAAAGCUUCCCACCUCCCAAACAAAAACACAUACAUACUGACAUCUGAUGAGAUCUGUUCGCAGAGAAGUUAAAAAAUCCACGCUGCGUAGUCGGUUUGAUUCCCACCCGGGGGGGAAGCCUUGAUCGAAUGAGAUCGUUGCUUUCCCGCUCUGCGCUUACCUCUAGAUAUCUAUCAUCACCGUUUUUCGCCAGAGAGGUAUAGGACGGUAGAGAGGAUGUGUGUGAUGUGUUGAUGAACAACGUACCUAAACUAAACAUGAAAUCGCAUGAAGGGAACCGACAUAACCGAACACCUUAAUAACCGCACCCGUGUGCACCUAGCGUAAGAACUAAGCGUAAAAUUAUUCGUAUAUUACUAUUCGAGCGUGUACUCUUCGGGCUUGCAGUUGUUUGUCAAAGAGAGAGAGAGAGAGCAAGAGGAAGGUUAUGUUUUUACACUUGGCUGGAAACUAAACUACUACAACAAAGUAAAAAAAAAAAUGGAUAAUAAAACAUAAGAAUAAUGUUGGAACAGAA